Carica papaya (papaya) is the source of this 658-nucleotide messenger RNA. RefSeq lists its product as uncharacterized. Lineage: Eukaryota; Viridiplantae; Streptophyta; Magnoliopsida; Brassicales; Caricaceae. The record is from RefSeq and is a predicted model, not a curated record.
CAACACUUUCCCCACUUCGUUCGUUCCGCAAACAACAAAUAAUCCCGAACUUCCCCAUCAAAUCUGAUUCAAAAAUGGUUUGUUUAGCUUGUUUGUUGCCGCUCUUUCUCGUCCCAAUCGUCAAUAUAUUACCCCUUCUCUUUGAUUACAUAAUGGGAAAGGUGUAUGCUCUUUUUGGCUGGGAAUACAGGAAGCCGGAGAGGCCACCUCCAGCAUGUCCGUACAAGCCUGCCGUCACAAAGAACGGCACUGCCGAGGUAGGCACAGGAGCUGAACCUGGUGCAACGCAGUACACGUCGAAACGAGAGGAAUUGGUAGAGACAAAGCAGGAUUGAAGUUGGAUGAGUUUUCUUGUGCAUGGACGGGAAAACAUACAUGGGGGGGAAGAUGACGACGAGGGAGUGGAGAGUUGGUGUAUUAAGAAGGUGUUUUAACCAAACUUGAUCAAAUGAUUUGAAAGGCGAGACAUGUGAUGUUUGUAAAAUGAUUUCUUCCAUCACGGAUUAAUACAAGAUUUGCUGUAACUAUCGCCUCUCAACUGUUACAAGUGGUAAGACAAAAAUAUGUGUGCUGUGUAGUUUUGAGUUUUGUAUGAGUUGGGAUCCGUCCCAAAUUCAGAGAUGAUCUUAUGGAAUCCACUUUGGAUUUUUGUAUUCAA